AGAUGACGCUUUUACUUUUUGUUCCUCCUAUUUUCUCGACAUGAAUGGCUGUCCAUCUUGUGGUCGUCAUUUGGGAAUUUCCUUGUUUUGUCCCGAUUGAUUUUGUUCCUCAAGAAUCCAUGGACAACCCACAGGUAACCUCUGUCUAUGUAUAAUUGGAAUGAGUAACAAUCAAAAAAAACAAAAAAAUACUACAUUAUCCCGGUCUAUCAAAAAUCCACAAGCAAAUAGACGAGGACUAUCUUCAAUAUGCCAUCCUCCACCGGGUCGUCGGUGGUCCCUUUCGAAAGGAGGCGCAGCGAAGCUGUUGCCCUUUUGAAGGGAGAAAAGCAACGUGGUGACGCAAGAGCUCUAGAACUACAUGGAGCGCUCUUUGCCCUCAUCGCACGAUUGGAGGGAUGGCACAAGUUAGGGAGGGACAAGGCGUUUCCGGUGUACAAGGAGAAAGAAGCUACACAGCUGUUUAGUGGGCACUUGGAGAAGUUGGUAAGUAGUAGGACCUUGAUUGAUCCUAGGGAAGCCCUUGUCGCAUCCUUGUUAGCCUUAGCUCGUUAGAGGAGAAAAUGGUUGCCGUUGCAGUUUUCAAAUUAGAACAAAGGCUUUACCAAAAUCCUAAAUUUAUUGGUAAAGAAGACCGGGAUCGUCUACGCCUUCAAUCAUUCUUGCACUUUUCCUUUUUCUUCCUGCGUCUGUGUGUAGUUCCUAUGUAUAAAAUCAUAAAGUAGCACAUCAUCAAGAAGAACUCUACACGACCUCUCUUCCUUCUUCGCUCUGCCAGGUCUUGUUCCUCCGAGAUUUCGACUUCAUCUGGAAAGAGAAGAUGGUCAAUGUCAUCGAGAAGUGUAGAGGGCACUUAGAUGCUUGGAACUACAUGGAGAUGCAGGCAUCUCAGAAUUUUGGCGGCAUGUUGAACUUGAUUCUCAGCGUAGCAGCCACACCACCGACUGUCGAGGGCGAAGACGGUAUUAUUCAUUUGAUGGGAAUGGGCUGGCUGGGCUGUAAUGUUAUAAGUACUUAUAAUCUCCUAUGAUUGAGGUUGUGGAGGUUUGUGUCUACUAUGUCUAAGCUUACUAGUCACGGGUGGAAGCCAGAAAUCUUUGAAAAGCCUUCUUCGUUUUCUGGUGUCCCCUAAUGUCUGAUCCUGUAGUUAGAAUGGAUACUAAAGAGACAACAAUAUCAAUCUUUUCUUUUCAGAUAUGCCGAAGUGCAGCACUGGGGGACCCAUUUCACCGGCCGCCUGCAGCGACAGCGGCUCAGUCUCAGUCGACGAAUUCAAGAAGAGCUCAUCGUUUAUGGCUACCGCUAUUCCGAGUAUCAAGUCAGAAUCAUUUUAUUGAUAGCUCACAGCACGAGCAGUUCAUCAGCAUAAUCAUAAAUGAAAAUGAUGAUGAUGAUGAUGAUGAUCGAUGAACUACGCGAGCAAAAUCUUUUAGUUGAUUAGCGACUCAAGUAAUACCGGUUGUUCUGGAGAACGAUGAUUGAUGCUCAUCCUCAACAUAAUGUAGUAGAGUAUACCUCAAGAAUAGGCACAUCAAUCAAUCAACCAAUCAAUGACCAAUCCACUCUAACUCCUUCUCCAGUACCGCACCUCGCUCUGCAGCUCCAUCGCACCCCGUUUUGAACAAGCUGACAGAAUUAGACACUGAGUUUGCAGAGGCAGCAGCUGUGAUCUACGAAAUCAACACGUGGCUCAUGGAUGGAGGCAUGGUUGUAUCACGUUUCCGCAAAGUAAUGGCUGGCUUGCACGACGCGAGGUCGCGAGAAGUGUCGCACGAUCAGGUGAUGGCGGAAGACGAGUUAUGAUUGUGAUUUGGGUGUUGUUUGUUCUUGUUGUUUGCUGGUAUUUCAUCUAAGUACUCGAAAACUGAAAAUAUCCGAGUUACUGACUGAAAUAAGGGAGGCAGCUUUGUUGACAGGGCUACUGCUCGUCCUUGUUCAGUAUCAUCUCGCUUAUUUUGAUGUAUUCCUGUCUAAGCAAAGUCGUAAAAGAAGAGGAAGAGUUGAAUACCUAUCUAGCACAGAAUACGGCGGCAAAUAUCGCGGGAAGUGCGCUGCGGUCGACGCCAUGGCUAGUCUUCGGAAUUAUUGGCGCUGCGAAGGUACUUCUGUACCUGUUGAAGAUGUUUUCCGACAGUACUUCUGUACCUGUUGAAGAUGUUUUCCGACACUCUCUUUCUUCGCUAUCAAAGUUACUAACAGGAGGAAUUACGUGGUUGUAGACCUGCUGCUCGUUGACUCGUCCUCCAUCAACGUCAACCUCUUCGCAUCCAAACCAAAUACUCAUAGCGGAGAUCGAGCGGCACGAUUGUUUUUGGGAAUAGGACCAGGGACAGAUGGGAAAAAAUCAGAUACAACUGGGUCUACAACUCUAAUCUGAUAUUUUAUAAAUAAUUCAAAUUUGAAUUCGAACUUGUUUCCAACUACCAAUGUAUUCCUGUCUAAGCAAAGUGGUAAAAGAAACCUUAUGUAUACCUCAGAUCACCUACGACACCUACGGGCAAGUUGCAGAGCGACAGAGAGCUUACAGUAAGCUGGAUAAGGCGAAGGCGGAUGCGAAGCAGGUGGCUGAUGACUUGGCGCUUUUGGGCGAAAACAGUAAAAGCUUGGAUGAUCUCCUAAGCGACAUCCAGGCUCAGCUAUACCUCUAUCGGGAUUUAUGGCUCAUUUUGAUCCACAAGUGAACUUAGUUGUUUCCAUAUUUGAUUGACAGAGACACUAUUUAUUACACUUAUUUGUUUCCAGGUUAAAUUGACAGACUCAUCUGCACUCCUCAGACUAUUCUGAGUCAGAACAUGGAGCGUCCUAGCAACUCAGAAGAACCCACGAGACUCUAUCCAUAGACAUUCUUCUUCCCAUUUUUAUCGCAUUCCCAUUUUCCUCCUUCAUCCUUCGUCUGGUGCAGCUACGUGAUACACGAUUUUGAGAAGUUCCGACAAGGGUUUAUCCCUCUCGCGAAGACGGUGGCAGAGCACGUGAACGCUUCCCACCUGAUUUCUUUCAAGCUGUGUGAUGUGAAUCCACCACCUCCAUUGUCACCAACUGCUCCUUCGCCUAGUGCUGUCGUCGAACAGUCUCUGGUGGAGAAGAAGCCGGCUCCUGUGACAAGUGGAGGAUUUUUAUGUGCUCCACCAUUCUUUAUCUUUGGUUUUACUAAAAUGUGAUAGGGAAGAUAGGUAGUGGCACUACAGGAUCUGCAUUUGGAAUAUUUUUAUCCACGACGGACCACCUACUGGAUAUUGAUUUCACUGUUUUUCUUCUAACCUCGUCACACACCACUGCCGCAGAAGACAAACUGGCAGCAAUGAAAGCAGAAGCCAAGAAAUUGAAGAACGCCAACCCUUUUGGACGCGCCCGAAAGAAUACAGCUGCAGGUAGUGGUGAGUGUGGUGGAAUCAAAGGCAGACUCUCAGACAGCCUUGGUUUCUUCCAAAAGUCUCAGGCGCGUUUUACGGAAAGCCUUCAAAUCUGGGAGCAUAAUAGAGGACGCAUGAGGUGAGGUUCUUGCUGGAGGAACAAGGCAAUACUAACCAAGGACAGAAAGUACUACAGCCCGGCUGGCUCGAGGCAUUUCUUCACGCGAUAGACAAAAAUCCUAAAAUUGUUGAAGCAAAUGAACCAUUUAUCAUGCUCUAAAUCAUUCUCAUUGUUCUAUCAUUUUUUGGUCGUUGAUGUAAAUCAUUUUUUGUUCGUCCUAUCAGUACUCAUUAUGCACAGCAAAAGAUAAACUCAAGAACCGGUUCUCUCAAACUCGAUCUUAAAUACCAAUCUACUUAGACUUACAUACUCAAGGAGAUCCUCGAAAGGGAUACAACAAGUCAAUCACACGACUGCCUCGAAUCAUCACGAUCCAGUUCAGAAUGUACAGCAUGAUGGUUGAUUCGAUCUGUCUCAUUCCGAAAUUUUCCAUGACACCUACUAAUCACUUCUGCCAAAGAAUUGGUUACUUUUUAUUUGAGUCUUCUUGACUGAUGAGUAGGUGUAGACUUCAAGCAUGAAUUUUUGCACUGUUCUGUCUGCUUCAAAGCUUAAUAUUUGAGCCCAGCUUAUUCGAGUCUUCUUGUUAGUACUUAGCCCUGCUAGCUUACAACUUGCUGUCUGUUGGCUUGGGUUCGUCUUUUUCCAAUUUUUUCAUGCCAGCUUGCACAUAAUUUUGGUUACAGGGAGGUCAAAUGUAUUUCAUUGUUUUCAGGGUGAUCUUCCCGUUCAUCUCCAACGAUGAACUUCCAAUGUCAAGAUCCUAAGCGAAGAUGAAUCGAUUCGCACUCACAUAAUCUUCAAACUGGACCACAUGUAUUUUUCAUGAUUGAUGCCGUCUAAGCAAGAACCGCCUAGUAGGUACUCAUAUAAUUAUUUGUCGGACAGUCCUCUAUCCGGGCGGCGUGAUC
This is a messenger RNA of Amoebophrya sp. A25, 4385 nucleotides long. Lineage: Eukaryota; Dinophyceae; Syndiniales; Amoebophryaceae. The record is from the annotation of a GenBank genome assembly.